Molecule: messenger RNA, 1279 nt
Organism: Exaiptasia diaphana
Lineage: Eukaryota; Metazoa; Cnidaria; Anthozoa; Actiniaria; Aiptasiidae
Product: homeobox protein goosecoid
Exons: 3
Coding region: 210-782 (190 amino acids)
Biological process (GO): regulation of transcription by RNA polymerase II
Molecular function (GO): DNA-binding transcription factor activity, RNA polymerase II-specific; RNA polymerase II transcription regulatory region sequence-specific DNA binding
Source: RefSeq, a predicted model, not a curated record
AAUUAAAACUGGAAGUAAUUCGUAAAUCCCUUUCUUGUUACAAAACGGGCCGCGUAUUGAGGCUAUUAGUCAGUCAUUGUGAACCAGUGAUCCCGUAAACAUCGUGCUCGACAUUUGGACUCCCCAAGUGGAAUCUCUAUACGCAUUCUUGACGCUGUGAUAUUAUUCUCUGUCCAGGCCAGGGGUGUAGGAGGAUUGAUUUACAAAUCAUGUCUUCGUUUACGUCCUCCUUUACCAUCGACAGCAUAUUGUCUCGUCCGACGUAUCGACCGCAAUGUGGCCCCUGCAUGUACUCUCACCCGUACCCUAUCAUGCCAACUCCACCUGGAUAUUUAGUUGGGUUCCCUCGUUAUGCCGAUGUGCUCCGAAAUCAUCCCAAGCGAAAACGACGCCACAGAACUAUUUUCACUGAGGAACAACUCGCGCUGUUGGAAUCUACGUUCGAGAAAACACACUAUCCCGAUGUGCUACUUAGGGAAGAACUGGCAAUGAAAGUUGACUUAAAAGAAGAAAGAGUAGAGGUCUGGUUUAAAAACAGAAGAGCGAAAUUUCGAAAGCAAAAACGAGAAGCACUCGACUCCAAAAAGAAAGACACKGAUUCACCUCAAGAGCCAUUGGCUGCGAAUGAAGUGUUUAACGAGAAUUUAAACGAUUCUCCAGUUACACCUUACACAGACCAUGAAUUCACUAAAGACUGUAUUUCCAGCUUAAAUAGUGAUGAGAUGCUUUGCUUGUCGACCACCACUCGAACCAGUCAGGCAUUAACGCAUGACAAUACAUAGAGGUACUUGACGCCCAAAUAGAUUCAACUUAUAGUUUAAAGAGUGYUAGAGAUAUUUCCUGAGUUUUGGUUAUUUAUUCUUAAAUUGAAGGAUUGAAAGUCCUUUGUUUGUAUAUAAUAUAAAAGAGUUCAUAUAUUAAGGUUUGUGGAAUCUUGGAUAACUUUCAGUGUGAAGGAUAUUUUGGUGUUAUUUYUUGAAGUUCUUGGUGUUAUUUUUUAAACUUCUUUCUAACUCUUUCCAGUUCGUUUCAGCCGUCCAUUUUUCGUACAUAGCUAACGCGUUUUUUUGUAAAGUUUGCAGUGUUCCACCGGAUACUUUUUAUUUCAGAAAGAUUUUUUCUGGUGGUGAAAUCGUAAAACAUUGAAAAAAGCCGAAUAGAAUUAGAAUCAAAUAAAAUUUCUCGAUUAUAAUUACAACAUAUUUUAAGUUUUUGAAAAACUAAAGGUACAAAGAAUUGUAAAGAAGUACAGUGAACAAUAAAACAGAAUUGAAAGUGA